This is a messenger RNA of Drosophila rhopaloa, 16771 nucleotides long. RefSeq names its product cadherin-related tumor suppressor (gene ft). Bases 611 to 16099 code for a protein of 5162 amino acids. Gene Ontology annotation, molecular function: calcium ion binding. Gene Ontology annotation, cellular component: cell-cell junction; plasma membrane. Lineage: Eukaryota; Metazoa; Arthropoda; Insecta; Diptera; Drosophilidae. The record is from RefSeq and is a predicted model, not a curated record. Gene Ontology annotation, biological process: homophilic cell-cell adhesion. The transcript is spliced from 9 exons.
CUGAGCGAGUGGUUUAGGUCGAUAUCUUCGGCACGAGACUGAUUAAAAGGCGCGCGUGCGUGAAAACGGUUGACAAAAAAGUGAAGGUGCGACCACGAUUAUUACAGGAUAAUUCUGUCAAAAUAAUACCCAUAAGAAAAGCUAACGCGUAAUUGAGGAUAUACCACCCCCAAAGGCUAAUUCGCUAAAUCUCGAGCAGCUGGAUCCCCAACUCGCUCCCAAGUUUACCUCUGUUUUUGUGUGUGUGUGUCGCCGUUGCAAAUUUUUAUAAGUGAAAAAUUCCAACAACGUUGCUGCAAGCAGCAGCAACAACAGCAACCAGCUACAAGCCAUAUAUACAAGAGCGAAAAAUGAGGCAAAACACGUUUUGCUGAAGGAAAAAAAAUAUACAUGCUGAGUACAUGUGUGUGUGUGCCCCCGUGCGUGUAACUGUGUGUGUGCUGUCGUGUCCAUGUGUAUGUGUGUGUGUGAGCCCACCAACACCAAAAUGCAUGUAAAAAUGUGAAGAAAAAUGGCGACAGGCGACAAAUCAAGAAACCAUUCAAGUAACGCAAAAUGACGAGUUCUAAGAUGCAUUCAGAGAGUGAGAAACAAGACAAAAGUGCAACAAAUGAAGAAAGUGCAAAAUAAAUUAAGAAUAAACAUUAGACACAGCCUCCCAUCCGCUCCAAAGAUGGAGAGGCUCCUGCUCCUGUUUUUCCUGCUGCUGGCCAAGGAAUCCUUGUGCCAAACAGGUGACACAAAACUGGAGCUACUGGCACCGCGCGGCCGGAGUUAUGCCACAACCUAUGAACAAUAUGCCGCCUUUCCGAGAAGGAGGAGUUCCUCGCCGUCGGGUGAAAUGCAGUCCCGUGCCGUGGACACCAGUGCCGAUUUCGAGGUGCUCGAGGGUCAGCCGAGAGGAACCUCCGUUGGUUUCAUACCCACAAAGCCAAAGUUUUCGUACCGAUUCAACGAACCUCCUCGAGAGUUCACACUCGAUCCGGUAACGGGCGAGGUGAAGACCAAUGUGGUGCUCGAUCGGGAAGGAAUGCGCGACCACUACGAUUUGGUGGUGCUCUCUUCGCAGCCCACUUACCCUAUUGAAGUGAGGAUCAAGGUGCUGGAUGUUAAUGACAAUUCUCCGGAGUUUCCCGAACCCAGUAUUGCCAUAUCCUUCUCCGAAAGUGCUACUUCGGGGACUCGAUUACUCCUGGAUGCCGCCACUGAUGCUGAUUUUGGGGAAAACGGAGUGUCGGAUCAGUACGAGAUCGUGGCUGGAAAUGUGGACAAUAAAUUCCGUCUGGCCACCACGGCCAAUCCCAGUGGAGAUAAUUCCUAUCUACACCUGGAAACCACAGGUAAUCUGGAUCGCGAGUCACGUGGCAGCUACCAACUGAAUAUCUCAGCGAGGGAUGGAGGAUCUCCACCGCGUUUUGGGUUCCUCCAAGUUAAUGUCACUAUUCUGGAUGUCAAUGACAAUCCCCCGAUCUUCGAUCACAGCGAUUAUAAUGUAUCACUGAAUGAAACGGCACUACCGGGAACUCCAGUCGUGACUGUCAUGGCAUCGGACAAUGAUUUGGGGGACAACAGCAAGAUCACCUACUAUCUGGCCGAAACGGAGCACCAAUUCACGGUGAAUCCGGAGACGGGAGUCAUUUCCACCACGGAGCGAGUGAACUGUCCCCCGCAGACGAAUGUCAAGAGCUCCUCCAACCAGAAAAGCUGCGUCUUCACUGUGUUUGCCCGAGAUCAUGGGUCACCCAGGCAGGAUGGUCGUACUUAUGUGACAGUGAAUCUGCUGGACACCAACGAUCACGAUCCCAUCAUCAGUUUCCGGUACUUUCCAGAUGGCGGAAAAGUGGCCACUGUGGAUGAGAAUGCGGUGAAUGGAACCGUGGUAGCAGCCGUAGCCGUUAAGGAUUCCGAUUCCGGUUUAAAUGGCAAAACAGCGGUGCGGAUUGUUUCUGGCAACGAGUUGAGGCACUUUCGCCUCGAGGAGGCUGCCGAUCUGCACAUAGUAAGGGUAAAUGGAGUCCUGGAUCGCGAGGAGAUUGGCAAAUACAACUUGACGGUGGUGGCAAUGGAUCAGGGAUCCCCUGCAAGGACUACAACAGCCCACCUUAUCAUUGAUGUGAACGAUGUGAAUGAUCAUGAGCCUGUAUUUGAGAAAUCUGAAUAUUCGGCGGUGCUGAGUGAAUUGGCACCCACUGGAAGUUUUGUGGCCUCGAUUACGGCCACAGAUGAGGACACCGGCGUAAAUGCCCAGGUUCACUACGAUAUUCUUUCAGGCAACGAGCUAAAGUGGUUCUCCAUGGAUCCGCUGACGGGAUUGAUUGUGUCCUCGGGACCGCUAGAUAGAGAGGUUCGUGACACCAUAGAACUGAGUAUCUCUGCGCGGGAUGGAGGUCCAAAUCCCAAAUUUGCCUAUACCCAGCUGAAAGUCAUUAUUCUAGACGAGAACGAUGAAGCACCGCAGUUUAGCCAAAUGGAGCAGAAUGUUACCCUGGGCGAGGAUGCGCCACCGCAAACGCUGGUGGCUUUGGUGUCGGCCACUGACCAUGAUCAGGGCACCAAUGGUUCGGUGACCUUUGCCCUGGCGCCCAGCGUGGAACGCCUGUACCCGCGACAGUUUGCCCUCGAUGCGUUAACGGGCCAAUUAACAACGCGCCUGCCGCUCGAUCGUGAGAAAAUGUCGCGCUACGAGAUCCCCGUGAUUGCCCGCGAUCAGGGAGCACCCACGCCCCAAUCGGCCACGGCCACCGUUUGGCUAAAUGUGGCCGAUGUGAACGAUAACAAUCCCGAGUUUUAUCCCAGACACUACAUCUACACGCUCGCCGAUGAUGAUAGCAAAGCCAGGGAGAAGGAGAAGGCGAACGAGCAGACCCUGCUCCAAGUCACGGCCUCAGAUCAAGACGAUGGCGAUAAUGCCUUAAUUGAGUACCGACUGGAGUCAGGUGGCGAGGGCCUGUUCCAGCUGGACGCGCGAUCUGGUGCCAUCAGCCUGCGUGGCGAUGUUGCCACAUCGAUGCACCUGAAGCCCCACUACAGACUGCAAAUCUCGGCACGUGAUGCUGGGCAACGGAGGAGCCAAACGGACGCAGUGGUGGAGAUUGUGCUCAAGUCCAAGUCGGAGGUGCUCGAGUGUGGUCAGGGGCAGGGUGGUUAUGAGUUCCAGAUGCUCGAGGAUCACGAGCAGCAGAAGCCAAAGCAAUCGAAUCGCGAGGUGGGGAUCGUGCAGGUAAAGUCCCCGCAUGGCAAGCAAAAUAUGCCCAUCGAGUAUGAUAUCAUCCAGGGAGACAGGGAUCAGAAUUUCCAAAUUGAUUCCAGAAGUGGUCGCAUCACCACCGCCCGCACUUUGGAUCGCGAGGAGCAGGCCCACUAUCGCUUGACAAUCUUGGCCAGUUCCACGGCCAGUUCCUCGGUCGUUUUACAUGGCCAGUGCAGUGUGAAUAUUGCCAUAAUCGAUCUGAAUGAUAACGCCCCCGUUUUCUCCCUGGAUCGCGAUUCAGAUCCCACGAUCUGGCUGCCGGAGAAUGCGGCCGUGGGCCAGGAGAUCUACUUAUCUAGAGUGCGGGAUCGGGAUGCGGGUGUAAACAGUAGAAUUAGCUACAGUCUCACCAACAAUCCCGAUCAGCAGUUCCGCAUUGGACCAGUCACUGGAGUACUCUACCUGCAAAGGCCAUUAAGAGCGGAGCCGGGAUCGGUGAUUCACGUGGAACUAAUGGCCACGGACGCGGGAAGUCCUCCGCUCUCCAGUAAGUUCGGUCUUUCGCUGUUCAUAGCCGAUGUCAACGAUCACACGCCGGUGUUCGACCACACCUCCUACGAAACUUCUCUGCCGGAGACCACGAAAGUAAAUACUCGAUUUUUUGCACUGGCCGCUACGGAUAUUGAUUUGGGUGAGAACGGUCGAAUCUCGUACGAAAUCAUCGAAGGCAACAAUGAGCGCAUGUUCGGCGUAUUUCCCGAUGGUUUUCUGUUUGUAAGAGCUCCACUCGAUCGCGAGGAGCGGGAUUACUAUGCCCUCACAGUUUCCUGCCGGGAUGCCGGCCAGCCAUCCAGAUCCUCGGUGGUCCCCGUGGUGAUCCAUGUGAUCGAUGAAAACGACAAUGCACCGCAGUUUACCAACAGCACAUUUACGUUCAGUAUUCCGGAGAAUGCGCCUGCGGAUACGUUUGUGGGUAAACUCACGGCUGUGGAUCGGGAUAUCGGACGGAAUGCGGAGCUUAGUUUUACGCUUUCCAGUCAGACGCAGGACUUCACGAUAGAUACGAGGAAUGGUUUCAUCAAGACUCUACGUCCUUUCGACCGCGAGGCUCUGGUUAAAGUGAGCAGGAACUCGGAGGCGGGAAGUGAAGAGGGAAACCUGAGGGGAUCCUUGGCGGGAAAUUACAUGCUGCUGGAGGCCACAGUUUCGGACAAUGGCAAUCCCCGUCUGCAGGAUAAAGUCAAAGUGAAGGUGAUUGUCACAGAUGUUAACGAUAAUGCGCCGGAAUUCCUGCGAGCUCCUUACCAUGUGACCAUUUCUGAGGGCGCCUCUGAGGGAACGCAUAUCACCCACGUCUUCACCCAAGAUGCCGAUGAGGGCCUGAAUGGAGAUGUCUACUACACAUUGGCCAAGGGUAAUGAGGCGGGUCAAUUUAGCCUGGACAGUGCCACAGGACAGCUUUCGCUGGCCCGCAGCUUAGAUCGGGAAUCCCAGGAGAUUCAUCACCUGAUCGUUGUGGCCCGGGAUGCUGCCCUUAAACACCCACUAAGCUCCAAUGCCAGCAUUACGAUUGUGGUUCUGGACGAGAACGACAAUGCCCCGGAGUUCACACAGUCGAGCAGUGAGGUUUCCGUUUUGGAGACAAGUCCAACAGGCACGGAACUGAUGCGUUUCAGGGCCAGUGAUGCGGAUCAGGGAGUGAAUAGCCAGGUGGUGUUCAGCAUAUCGGCUGGCAAUCGCCGGGACACUUUCCAUAUUGACAGCACUACAGGCAGCCUCUAUCUGCAUAAGCUUUUGGACUACGAGGACAUAACCAGCUACACUCUUAACAUUACCGCCUCCGAUUGCGGCACUCCCUCGCUGUCCACCACUGUUCUAUACAACGUACUGGUUGUGGAUGAUAACGACAACCCACCGAUUUUUCCUAGCACUGCGAUUGUUCGACAGAUCAAGGAGGGGAUUCCCCUGAAGACACCCAUUGUGACUGUCACUGCAGACGAUCCAGAUUCGGGACUCAACGGCAAGGUGAGCUACGCGAUCAGCAAACAGGAACCCCAACUUUCGCAAGGACGACACUUUGGCAUAAACACGGAGACGGGUGUGAUUCAUACACUAAGGGAGAUAGAUCGCGAAUCCAUCGACACUUUUCGCCUGACAGUGGUGGCCACGGAUCGGGCUCAGCCGUCGGAACGACAGCUCUCCACGGAAAAGCUGGUCACCGUGAUUGUGGAGGACAUCAACGACAAUGCCCCCGUGUUUGUGUCCAUGAAUGCUGCGAUUCUACCGGCGAAACCAACUGCCAAAGGAAGCAGCACGGCUGUGAUGCAAGUGCAUGCCAAGGAUGCAGACUCAUCGAGCAACGGCCUGGUGACCUACGAGAUAGUCAGUGGCCAACAGGAGCUGUUCCGGCUUCAGAGGAACACGGGAAUAAUAACCUUUACCCCGGGACCCCAAUUCAAGCAGGAGGUGCACUACCAACUCACUUUAAAAGCCACCGAUGAAGCGGUGCAGAGCGAGCGUCGCAGCAGCGAAGUGUACAUCACGAUCAUCACGCCGGGUUCCGCCGGAAGUGAGUCAUCCGUGCCGCAGUUCGAACGGCGGGAUAUGCUUUCCGGUUCGGUGUAUGAGAACGAGCCCAUUGGCACGAGCAUUCUCACAGUGACUGCUCAUCUGGCGGGCGCCGAAAUAGAGUACUUUGUGACCAAUGUCACGGCAGCAGGAUCACAUGGGCAGGUUGAUCGCCUGUUUGACAUCGAUGCCAAGCUGGGAAUCCUGUCCACAGCCGCUGAAUUGGACAGAGAGGCUGGACCCGACGACUACGAGGUGGAGGUCUACGCCAUUGCUCUUGGGGGACCACCGCGCACAUCACGCACCAAGGUCAGAGUAACAGUUCUCGACAAGAACGAUAGUCCCCCGCAGUUCCUCGACACCCCGUUCGUCUUUAAUGUCAGCGAGGACCUGGAGAUUGGACACACCAUCGCCACACUGCGAGCCCACGAUCCGGAUACUCUCGGUUCGGUGACGUUCCUCCUGAUGGAUGGCCACGAUGGCAAGUUCCUGCUGGAGCCGCCAACGGGGAAACUUCUUCUCAACGACACUCUCGAUCGGGAGACGAAGAGCAAGUACGAGCUACGGAUCCGCGUUUCCGAUGGGGUGCAGUACACAGAGGCAUAUGCCACCAUCCUGGUGAGCGAUACCAACGACAAUCCGCCCAUGUUCGAGGACACCGUGUACUCCUUUGACAUACCCGAAAAUGCUCAGCGUGGCUACCAAGUGGGUCAGAUUGUGGCCAGGGAUGCUGAUCUCGGCCAGAAUGCCCAGCUGUCCUACGGAGUGGUAUCGGAUUGGGCGAACGACGUGUUUAGUCUGAAUCCGCAAACAGGAAUGCUGACCCUGACCGCUCGACUGGAUUACGAAGAGGUUCAGCACUACAUCUUAAUAGUUCAGGCCCAGGAUAAUGGACAACCCAGUCUGUCCACAACCAUUACGGUCUACUGCAACGUGCUCGAUCUGAACGACAAUGCUCCUAUUUUCGACCCCAUGAGCUAUUCAAGUGAGGUGUUUGAGAAUGUGCCCAUCGGCAAUGAGGUGGUCACUGUGUCAGCGAAGGACAUUGAUUCAGGCAACAACGGACUCAUUGAGUACAGCAUUACCGCAGGGGACGCCGACUUGGAGUUCGGAAUCGAUAGCAAUGGCACUAUCCGCACUCGCCGCCAUUUGGACAGGGAACACCGAUCCACGUACACACUUACUGUGACCGCCCGCGAUUGCGCCGAUGAGUUCGCAUCCUUCAGCGAACUGGAGGAGACGCAGUUGAAGCUCAAGUAUCGAUCGCCCAGACGAUACCAGCAGAAUCAGCAGCAGUUUCUGGCCCAUCAACAGCAGCAGCGAUUGUCGUCGACUGCAAAGGUAUCGAUAGUCAUCAAAGAUGUCAACGACGAAGUGCCCGUCUUCGUUUCCGCAAACGAAACGGCGAUCAUGGAGAAUGUGGCUAUCAACACGGUCGUUAUCGCUGUCAAAGCUGUCGACAAUGACGAGGGCAAAAACGGUUUAAUCGAUUAUCUCAUGAAGGAGGCCACAGUCGAGGACAUGGGUCAAUCCGUGCCGCUACCCUUCUCUCUGAACCAGAAAGAUGGACAGUUGCACGUAGUGAAUGCACUAGAUCGCGAGUUGCGUUCAAGCUAUCUCCUCAAUAUCACUGCCCGCGAUCGCGGAGAACCACCUCAGUACACGGUGUCGCAGUUGCUCAUCCGAAUUCUGGAUGAAAACGACAAUAGUCCCGUUUUCGAUCCGAAGCAAUACUCGGCCUCGGUGGCGGAAAACGCCAGCAUUGGUGCCAUGGUCCUCCAAGUAUCCGCCACUGAUGUGGACGAAGGUGCUAAUGGUCGCAUCCGAUAUUCCAUAGUAAUGGGUGAUCAGAACCAUGACUUUAGCAUUAGUGAGGACACGGGUGUGGUGCGGGUUGCCAAGAAUUUGAACUAUGAACGACUUUCGCGCUACUCCCUUACAGUUCGCGCCGAAGACUGCGCUUUGGAUAAUCCAGCCGGUGACACGGCGGAGUUGACCAUCAAUAUCCUGGAUAUUAACGAUAAUAGGCCCACAUUCUUGGAUUCCCCUUACCUGGCGAGGGUCAUGGAGAACACAGUGCCGCCGAAUGGUGGCUAUGUGCUCACGGUAAACGCCUACGAUGCUGACACCCCCCCUCUGAAUUCGCAAGUGCGCUAUUUCCUAAAGGAAGGCGAUAGUGAUCUCUUCCGCAUUAAUGCCUCUUCUGGUGACAUUGCAUUGCUUAAACCACUGGAUCGAGAGCAACAGAGCGAGUAUACCCUGACAUUGGUGGCAAUGGACACGGGUUCCCCUCCACUUACGGGCACUGGAAUCGUACGAGUGGAGGUGAAGGACAUCAACGACAAUGAUCCUGUCUUCGAACUGCAAUCCUAUCACACCACUGUACGGGAGAAUUUUCCACCUGGCACUCAUGUCCUGCGACCCAAGGCCACUGAUAAAGAUGAAGGACUAAACUCCAAACUGCGCUUUAGCCUACUUGGCGAGUACAUGAAUCGGUUUUACAUUGACUCGGCCACCGGGGAGAUUACGACGGCCACUUCGCUGGAUCGUGAGGAGACUUCCGUUUACUAUUUAACACUCAUGGCGCAGGACAGUUCCAUUACGGAGCCACGAGCCUCGUCCGUAAACCUGACAAUAAGUGUGUCCGAUGUUAACGACAACGUUCCCAAAUUUGACUCUGGCAGUUACAACGUCACCGUUCCGGAUAGAAUCAGUACGGGUGAGUUUGUUUUUGGAGCCCAGGCCUUGGACUUGGAUGAAGGCAAGAACGCUGUGGUUCAGUACAGCAUCAGUGGUAGAGACCAGCACUACUUCGAUAUAAACACCAAGACAGGAGUAGUGAGCACAAAGCUGGAGCUCAAGAGUAACAGCAAAUCUCCUGGGGAUUUGACUUACACAAUUGUUAUAACUGCAAUAGAUCAAGGUGAAACCCCUCUAAGUUCCAAGGCUGAACUGACUGUAAUCCUUCGACCUCCGGAGCUCUUUCCAACCUUCGCCUACAUGACCAAUAGCCACUUUACCAUGUCGGAGGAUGUACAGCCAGGCAAAAUGAUAACCAAAGUCAGUGCUGCAUCGCCUAAGAAAGGAUUGGCGGGUAAAAUGCGCUAUGCCAUAGCAGGCGGAAAUAUUGGAGACUCUUUGAGAGUGGAUGCUCAUAGCGGAGUGUUGAGCGUGGGACCAGAUGGCUUGGACUAUGAGUUGACACAUCUCUACGAGAUUUGGAUUGAGGCAGCCGAUGGCGAUAUCCCAAGCCUGCGUAGUGUUACUUUAAUAACCCUGAACGUGACGGAUGCCAAUGAUAACGCACCCAUCUUGGAGAAACUCAUUUAUAACGUAGAAGUUUUGGAGGAGGAGUCACCGCCUCAGUUGAUAGCCGUAAUUAAAGCCAGCGAUCGCGAUUCCGGCGACAAUGGUAAGGUCAUCUGUCGCUUACAGAAUGAUUUCGAUGGCACCUUUGAGAUCAUGGAAUCGGGCGAGAUUUACACCAGGAUGCGACUGGAUCGGGAGGAAAUCGGUGACUACGCUUUCGUUGUGGAAGCCGUGGAUCAGGGAGUGCCCCAUUUAACUGGCACAGCCAGUGUGCUGCUGCAUCUUUUGGAUAAGAACGAUAAUCCGCCCAAGUUUACGCGUCUCUUCUCCUUGAAUGUAACCGAGAAUGCCGAGAUCGGCAGCUUUGUGAUCCGUGUGACCUCCUCCGAUUUGGAUCUGGGUGCCAAUGCCAAUGCCUCCUACUCGUUCAGCGAGAAUCCUGGCGAGAAGUUCCGCAUCGAGCCACAGAGUGGCAAUAUUACUGUGGCCGGUCAUCUUGAUCGCGAGCAGCAGGACGAGUACGUCCUGAAAGUGGUGGCUUCGGAUGGAGCCUGGCGUGCAGAGACACCCAUAACAAUCACGAUCCAAGACCAGAAUGACAAUGCCCCGGAAUUCGAGCACAGCUUCUACAGCUUUAGCUUCCCGGAGCUGCAGCAAUCGAUUGCAUUAGUGGGCCAGAUCAUAGCCACAGAUCGCGAUAAACAAGGUCCCAACUCGGUCAUCUCCUACUCACUGCAACAGCCGUCACCCAUGUUCAGCAUUGAUCCGGCCACCGGGGAGGUCUUUAGCAAAAAGGCGGUACGCUUCAAGCACUCUCAGUAUGUUCGCUCCCCGGAGAACAUGUAUGCCCUCACCGUUUUGGCAACGGAUAAUGGAAAGCCGCCGCUAUAUUCCGAGUGCCUGGUGAAUAUCAACAUCGUGGAUGCUCACAAUAAUCCUCCGAAGUUCGAACAAGAGGAGUAUCUGGCUCCAUUGCCAGAGGAUGCGGUGCGUGGCCAGCGAAUUGUUCGUGUCCACGCAACUGACAAACAGGAUGCGGGUGUUAAUGAAAUGGACUAUUUCCUGGUGUCCUCCGAUCUAAACUCAAACUUCAUGAUCGGUCGACAUGACGGUUGGAUCACUCUGGUAAGACCACUCCAAGUGCCCCCCAUGACUCGAUAUGAAUUGGUUGUGAGGGCAACGGAUCGCGGGGUUCCUCCACAGUCUGAUGAGACUCGCGUCAUUAUCGUGGUGACCGGAGACAAUCUAGACACUCCGAUGUUCUCGGUCAACAGCUACCAGGUUAUUGUGCCCGAGAACGAGCCCGUUGGUUCCACCAUCAUAACAGUCGGCGCCACAGACGAUGAUGUGGGUCCAAAUGGCAUGCUGCGAUAUGCAAUUUCUGGUGGCAACGAGCGACAUGACUUCAGUGUUGAUGAACGCACGGGCGGAAUUGUGAUACAGCAGCAACUGGAUUAUGAUCUAAUACAAGAAUACCACUUGAACAUUACGGUUCAGGAUCUGGGCUACCAACCAUUGUCCGCAGUUGCAACGCUUACCAUUAUCUUGACGGAUGUGAACGAUAAUCCACCUGUGUUCGACCAGAAGGAAUACCACGGUUAUAUACCCGAAAACAAACCGGUGGGCACUUUUGUGUUCCAGGCCCAUGCCACGGAUAAGGAUUCGCCGAAAAAUGCUAUCAUUCAUUAUUCAUUUUUACCCAGCGGAACGGAUCGUCACUUUUUUAUGAUGAACCAAAGUAAUGGUAGCAUUUCGUCGGCGGUUUCUUUUGAUUACGAGGAACGCCGCGUCUACACACUCCAACUUAAGGCAAAGAACCCGGAUUCCAGCAUGGAGAGCUAUGCAAAUCUGUAUGUGCAUGUGCUGGGUGUAAAUGAGUUUUACCCCCAGUUUCUUCAGCCAGUUUUCCACUUCGAUGUCUCUGAAACAUCAGCCGUGGGCACCAGAGUGGGUGCUGUUCAGGCCACGGACAAAGAUAGCGGAGAAGAUGGACGUGUUUACUACCUGUUGGUGGGUUCCAGUAACGACAAAGGAUUCGGAAUUGACACACACACUGGUUUGAUUUAUGUAGCCCGGCAUUUGGAUCGUGAAACCCAAAACCGAGUGGUGCUCACCGUGAUGGCCAAAAACUACGGCAGUAUUCGAGGCAAUGACACUGAUGACGCUCAGGUCAUCAUCUCGAUUCAGGAUGGCAAUGAUCCUCCGGAGUUCAUUAAACACUACUACACCGCGACCAUUUCCGAGGCUGCUCCAAUAGGCACAAAGGUAAAGACUGUGAAAGCUAUUGACAAGGAUGUGAGGCCGCAGAACAAUCAGUUUAGUUAUUCCAUCAUCAACGGCAACCUCAAGCAGAGCUUUAAGAUCGAUGUGCAGACGGGUGAGAUUAGUACGUCAAGUCAUCUGGAUCGCGAGGAAAUUGCCACUUAUAAUUUGGUGAUUGGAGCAAUAGACACUGGGUUGCCCCCGCAAACGGGAAGUGCUACUGUUCACAUAGAACUCGAAGAUGUGAAUGACAAUGGUCCCACCCUCACACCAGAAGCCCUAAGCGGCUACAUUUCCGAGAACGAACCAGCUGGAUCUUCCAUCAUGACUUUAAUGGCCACUGAUCCGGAUCUACCCCGAAACGGUGGACCCUUCACCUAUCAGUUAAUUGCUGGUAAACACAAAUCCUGGCUGAAUAUUGACAAAAACACUGGUCUGGUUAAGUCUACCACCAGUUACGAUAGGGAGGUCACACCCAUCCUGGAGGCAAUAAUCGAGGUGGAGGACAGUGGAAAGCCAAAACAAAGGUCCCAACACCUGCUCACCAUCACAGUUUUGGAUCAGAACGAUAAUCCCUCAACAACGAGAAGUAUGGACUUGACUGUCAGUCUAUUUAAUGGCGAUCUACCAUCGAAUGUUAAGCUGGCUGAUGUGCGUCCCAAUGACAUUGACAUUGUGGGUGAUUAUCGUUGUCGCCUUCAGAAGAAUCCCGCCCAGAGUCAGAUGCAAUUGGCCAUUCCACGAGCUUGUGAUCUUGUUACCACAUCGCAUACCACACCGAUAGCUUCUGUCUUCAGCUACACGGGUAAUGAUGGAAAGCAUGGGGAUGUUAGCUCUAAAGUGAGUGUGGCCUUCCAGAGUUUCAACAAUGAGACCCUGGCGAAUUCAGUUUCCAUAAUGGUGCGCAACAUGACGGCUAACCAUUUCUUGGCCAAUCACUAUAGACCAAUGCUGGAGAUGAUUAAGUCUAGAAUGGGCAACGAGGAUGAAAUCCUUUUGUAUAGUCUACUGGAGGGUGGGGGAGGGAACUCCACUAGUCUCCAAGUGCUAAUGGCCGUAAAAUCAGCAAAGAGUGGCUAUCAACAACCCAGGCACUUGAUUGAACGCUUGCGAGAAAAACGGUCGGCUUUUUCGGAACUUCUUCAGAAAGAGGUGAUUGUGGGCUACGAACCCUGUAGUGAACCAGAUGUGUGCGAAAAUGGAGGAGUGUGCAGUGCCACAAUUCGACUGCUGGAUGCCCACAACUUUGUUAUCCUGGAUAGUCCCUCUUUGGUGGUAAGUGGACCUCGGAUCGUACAUGAUUAUAGUUGCCAGUGCACCAGGGGUUUCUCCGGGGAUCAAUGCAGCCGUAGACAGGAUCCUUGCGUGCCAAAUCCUUGCCAUUUACAAUUCCAAUGCCGCCGCUUGGGUAGCGAUUUCCAGUGCAUGUGUCCGGCCAAUCGAGAUGGCAAACAAUGCGAAAAGGAGCGCAGUGAUGUGUGCUACAGCAAGCCAUGUCGAAAUGGAGGAAGUUGUCAACGGAGUUCGGAUGGAUCGUCUUAUUUCUGCAUUUGUCGAUCUGGGUUCCGCGGCAAUCAGUGCGAGAGUGUGGCUGACUCAUGUCGUCCCAAUCCCUGUCUACAUGGUGGACUAUGUGUAAGUCUUAAGCCGGGAUACAAGUGCAACUGCACCCCGGGACGAUAUGGAAGGCAUUGUGAACGCUUUAGCUACGGAUUCCAACCUCUCUCGUAUAUGACUUUCCCUGCUCUGGAUGUCACCACCAAUGACAUAUCCAUCGUUUUCGCUACCACGAAACCGAACUCCUUGCUGCUCUACAAUUACGGAAUGCAGAGUGGCGGAAGAUCGGACUUCCUGGCCAUCGAAUUGGUGCACGGCAAGGCGUACUUCUCAUCCGGAGGAGCUCGCACUGCCAUCAGCACGGUGAUUGCCGGACGGAAUCUGGCCGACGGAGGAUGGCACAAGGUCACGGCCACUCGAAAUGGACGUGUAAUGUCUCUCAGUGUGUCCAAGUGUGCGGAUUCCGGAGAAAUAUGUACGGAGUGCACGCCCGGAGAUUCCAGUUGCUAUGCGGCCGAAGUGGGACCCGUUGGAACUCUCAACUUCAAUAAGCAGCCUUUGAUGAUCGGCGGCUUGUCAUCGGCUGAUCCCAUUUUGGAGCGUCCUGGCCAAGUCCACAGUGAUGAUCUUGUUGGCUGUCUGCACAGUGUGCACAUUGGAGGACGUGCUCUGAACCUGAGCUCACCGCUUCAGCAAAGGGGCAUUUUGCCAGGAUGCAAUCGACAAGCGUGUCAGCCCGCUUUGGCCAUUGAACGCUGUGGAGGAUUUGCAGGACAAUGCAUUGAUCGGUGGUCCAGUUCGCUGUGUCAGUGCGGCAGCUAUUUGCAGUCGCCGGAUUGCUCGGACUCCUUGGAACCCAUUACCCUAAGUGGUGGCGCCUUCGUGGAGUUCAGGAUCUCCGAAAUAUAUCGCCGAAUGCAGCUGCUGGAUAACCUUUACAGUAGCAAAAGUGCCUGGUUGGAUAACAGUCAGCUAAGGGAGCGUCGUCAAGUGGGAGCUGCCAACAACUUUAGUACCGCUUCCCAGAUCUACGAAACCCCCAAAAUGCUGAGUCUUCUAUUCCGCACUUACAAGGAUCAGGGACAGCUCCUUUAUACGGCCACCAACCAAAUGUUUACUUCGCUAUCGCUCCAGGAAGGCCGCUUGGUUUACUACUCCAAGCAGCAUCUCUCCAUCAACAUGACAGUGCAGGAAUCUUCUCAGCUAAACGAUGGCAAAUGGCACAAUGUCAGUUUGUACAGCGAAAGUCGGAGUUUGAGGCUACUGAUCGAUGGCCACAAAGUGGGCGAUGAACUGGAUAUUGCCGGAGUGCAUGACUUUUUGGAUCCCUAUUUGACCACUUUCAAUGUGGGUGGAGAACACUUCGUUGGAUGCCUGGCCAAUGUCACAGUGAACAACGAACUGCAGCCGUUAAAUGGAUCAGGCAGCAUCUUUUCCGAGGUUCGAUAUCAUGGCAAGAUUGAGUCCGGUUGCAGCGGAGACAUGGGUCAAGAUGCCGCCCAGGUGGCCGAUCCCUUAAGCAUUGGUUUCACCUUGGUUAUCGUCUUCUUCGUCAUCCUGGUGGUGGCCAUACUGGGUUCCUAUGUUAUCUAUCGGUUCCGAGGAAAGCAGGAGAAGAUCGGCAGCUUGAGUUGUGGUGUGCCUGGUUUUAAGAUCAAACAUCCCGGCGGUCCAGUGCCACCGAGUCAAGUGGAUCACGUCAUGGUGCGUAAUCUUCAUCCCAGUGAAGCUCCUUCGCCGCCAGUUGGAGCUGGCGACCACAUGCGUCCACCUGUUGGUAGUCAUCACUUGGUGGGUCCUGAACUGCUGACCAAGAAGUUUAAGGAGCCCACGGCGGAGUUACCCCAACAGCAGCCGCAACAACGUCCCCAGCGUCCGGAUAUCAUAGAGCGGGAGAGUCCACUGAUUCGGGAGGAUCACCACCUGGCCAUUCCGCCCCUCCAUCCACUUCCACUUGAGCACGCCGGCUCCGUUGAUCUGGGUUCCGAGUACCCGGAGCACUACGACCUGGAGAAUGCCAGCUCAAUUGCUCCCUCCGACAUUGAUAUUGUGUACCAUUACAAGGGUUAUAGGGAAGCGGGUGGUUUGCGGAAGUACAAGGCCACUGCUCCACCGGUUUCCGCCUAUACGCACCACAAACACCAGAGUUCCGGUUCGCAGCAGCAGCAGCAACAGCACCGUCAUGCUGCUCCAUUUGUGACCCGCAAUCAAGGUGGCCAACCACCGCCACCGCCCACCAGUGCAUCCCGCACCCAUCAGAGCACUCCGCUGGCCAGGCUUUCGCCCAGUUCCGAGUUGAGCUCCCAACAGCCGCGUAUCCUCACCCUGCACGACAUAUCCGGCAAGCCGCUCCAAAGCGCCCUACUGGCCACCACCUCCAGUUCCGGUGGCGUUGGCAAGGAUGCCCACAGCAACAGUGAACGCAGCUUGAACAGUCCGGUGAUGUCGCAACUAUCCGGACAAAGUUCCAGUGCCAGUAGGCAGAAGCCGGGAGUUCCGCAGCAGCAGAGUCAGCAGACAUCCAUGGGACUGACAGCCGAGGAGAUUGAGAGGCUGAAUGCUAGACCACGAACUUGCAGUUUGAUCUCCACCCUGGAUGCCGUCUCCUCCAGCAGUGAGGCACCUCGAGUGUCGAGUAGUGCCCUCCACAUGUCCUUGGGCGGGGAUGUGGAUGCCCACAGUUCCACUUCUACAGACGAAAGCGGCAACGAUAGCUUCACCUGCUCGGAGAUCGAGUACGACAAUAACAGUCUAAGUGGCGAUGGAAAGUAUUCGACCAGUAAGAGCCUUCUGGAUGGACGCAGUCCCGUGUCGAGAGCCCUCAGUGGAGGAGAUACGGGGAGAAAUCCACCGACGAGUGUGGUCAAGACCCCGCCCAUUCCGCCGCACGCCUACGACGGAUUCGAGUCGUCAUUUCGUGGAUCGCUGAGUACUCUGGUAGCCAGCGAUGAUGACAUAGCCAACCAUCUGAGCGGAAUCUAUCGAAAGGCCAAUGGCGCUGCAUCCCCAUCGGCCACCACGCUCGGUUGGGAGUACUUACUGAAUUGGGGGCCCAGCUACGAAAACCUGAUGGGCGUCUUUAAGGAUAUCGCCGAACUUCCGGAUACAAACGGACCGCCGUCACAACAGCAACAGCAGCAGCAAACCCAAGUUGUGUCCACGCUGCGAAUGCCAUCAUCGAAUGGACCGGCGGCUCCUGAGGAGUACGUGUAAUAUAUUAAAUUUACUAAUGUGAUUCACAGAACUUCAAAAUUCUGGGAUAGCAACGGUCUGCAAGCCUGAAAAUAGUUGAAAAACAUGGGGUAUUCUCGAAAAUCGUGUAUGUAAAUUUUGUGUAAAGUUGCAUCCUUUCAUAGUAGAUGUUAAGUAAUGCCAUUUUAUUUCGCAAUGUACAACGAAAACGUAACGAGGAUAGAUAUUAAGUUAAAGAAAAUGUAGAAUCGUAAAUUUGUAGAAAAAUAAGACUUUAAUCUUAUAUGAACGCCUUGUAUCAAGGUCAACCAUCCUAAGUGCACUUUCGUUAAGGGUUCGAAGGCGAAACUGUAACGACUGAUACUUCCAUACAUUAACAUUCUCAUUAAUUGUGGAUCAUUUCUAUUGCUGAUUAAUUGGAAUUCUGUACUUGUGUAAAUGAUUUCCCGAGUGCUAUAUUAAGAUAGUUUCAGCAACACUAUGUAUUGAUUUUUACCGCCAUUUAAGUACAUUUUAACAUUGUUCUAAUUUAUUGACAAUCUCGCCCAACAUCCCCUAACUAACUGCCUUAGUUGUAGUUUUAGACAAUUAAUUUCAGAGAUACUUCGCAUUCCUUUAGAUAUAGCUAAAAACACCGUGUAUAUGUACGUAAGCUUGUAUUUCUAAUUCGUAGUAAAAUGUUAUUAAAUACAU